Messenger RNA from Aureobasidium vineae, 1110 nucleotides. The record is from the annotation of a GenBank genome assembly. NCBI's taxonomy places the organism in Eukaryota, Fungi, Ascomycota, Dothideomycetes, Dothideales, Saccotheciaceae.
AUGAGACAUUUCAUCCUCCUCCAAACGAUACUCGCUACAGCCGCUCGAUCUGCUGCAACCUCAGGAUGUCGCAAACCUCUUCCUGCCUCAAUAGAGCGUGGAGCUGCCCGCAACACCAACUCGCUAGAAUUCGUCACCUCUGAUGGGACUGUCCGAGAAUACGGCUUACAUGUUCCGACCUCAUACGACGAGGAUACUCCGACGCCUCUCGCUUUCUCCUUUCACGGUCGAACGCGGACUUGGCAGGAGCAACAAGAUAUAUCUGGAAUGUCUAACGAAACCAUGAAUCCGAACUACCUAGUCGUCUAUCCGCAAGGUAUCGAUGAGCAAUGGCAGGGCGAUCCGGAUGCCACCGGUUACGACGAUGUCGGCUUCACUCUUGAGCUUCUGACCAACCUCUCGAGUACCUACUGCUUAGACACGAACAAGAUCUAUGCAGCUGGAAAAUCGAAUGGCGGUGCAUUUUCUGCAAACAUCUUGGCCUGUCAUCCCAAAGCUUCGAAGCUCUUUGCCGCUUUCGGNGGUAUCUCAGGCGCGUACUACCAGGGUGAUAGCGAAAACGACUGCAAUGCGGCAACAGUACCCAUUCCCUGCAACUCGGGCCGAUCUCCCAUCCCGAUCUUUACAACCCAUGGCGAUGCUGACGAGACAAUCCCUUACGAUGGUGGACCUCGUCGCGACCGAUGUCUCCCAAAUCUUCCUCACUUCAUGACCGAGUGGUCUGAACGUAAUGGAUUUGGCACUUCAAACACAUCAAGCUCGCUCUAUCACAAAAAUGUGGUUCGAUAUGACUAUGGUAACAACACAUACCCAGGCAUCAACACGCACUAUCGGGUCCAUGGCCUCGGCCAUUAUUGGCCUUCUGUCGCCAAUGGAAGCUCCUUCGACGCGACNCCCCUUCUGCUUGAGUUCUGGAACAAGUGGACGCUGGAUGCUGUAAACACAACUUCCCCAGUCACGAGCACUUCGUCUACAACGUCACCGGCUUCUAGCACGUCAUCGACCAGUUCUGCAUCGGCAUCUAGUGGUGGAGGAUCCAGUCAGCAAAUGAGUCUACAGCAGUGGUAUCUUGGAGGUCUUGGUUCAUUUACCUGGAUGUUUCUCGUCUAG